Botrytis deweyae is the source of this 537-nucleotide messenger RNA. RefSeq lists its product as uncharacterized. The record is from RefSeq and is a predicted model, not a curated record. Lineage: Eukaryota; Fungi; Ascomycota; Leotiomycetes; Helotiales; Sclerotiniaceae. The transcript is spliced from 3 exons. The coding region runs from base 1 to 537 and encodes 178 amino acids.
AUGCGUACAGGGGGGUCUGGUGGGCUACGGCGUAUCCCAAUGCAGAGCGGCCGUACGGGAGCAAAUCGAAAAUUUCAAUAUUCUUGUGGAAGCUACUCGAAACGCUGUGAGACUUGCCGAAUAUGCUGGGAGCGAUACAUUUUUGAAAGCCGCAGAUACUUGAACGAGAUUCUUGGUGGCCCAAAAGUAUCCGAAGAUAGUCUUGGGGCUUUGAGAUAUGUCUCGUAUGAGAAAGUUAUGCUUCAUGAAAAAAUAUAUGGGAUGAGUUCAGCGAGAGACUAUGCAUGGAAAUUUAUGCAGCGUGAUAAGAUGAACAUAAACCAGAAUAAUGUUGCUAAUGGUACGUGUCACGAGGACUUUCUUAUCACCACUUUCCACCCCAUUUCGGCUUUCAAUGCUUUGAAGAAGCUGACAAUCAGACAGUGGAGAAUUACGUCUGGUACUUUGUCGACAAACUUUACGGAAAACAAUGGGGUUGGACAGGCAAAGGGACAGCCUACCCGGGAAGACUACUCGAACGUGGUUUCAACCACAUGA